AAGAAGACUAGGCAAGCAUUGUAACCCUCCAUCACUGAGCUACUCUCCACUCCAACUGUUGGUUUAGGAAAUGCAAAGAUGCAUGGAUCUACUCACUGCCCUGUUUAGUGUAUUUUCCAGAUAUGCUCUCAGCCCAGCCCAAAUAGGACUCCUGUCAGGUAGUCCAUUGACCUUGAGACACUGAGCCAGACCCUGGUGAGCAGAGCCUUCAGCAAAAGGCCACAUGACCUUUUGGUGCUUGGAGUGGGAAGGGUCAGGAGGAUCCUACAACCUGAGUGACUAUUUCACCCCAGGACUCAGCCUCAGCCCUCUUUUACAUAUACUGGACCAUGUACUGUAGCUGCUUGGCCGAGGGCAUCUCAGCUACACCUGGCAACUACUGGAUCUCAGGCUCCCGGCAGAUUCAGCUGUGGCACUUCAUCCUGGAGCUGCUGCAAAAGGAAGAGUUCCGCCAUGUCAUCGCCUGGCAGCAGGGAGAGUAUGGGGAGUUUGUCAUCAAGGAUCCAGAUGAGGUGGCCCGCCUCUGGGGCCGCAGGAAAUGCAAACCACAGAUGAAUUAUGACAAGCUCAGCCGGGCCCUCAGGUAUUACUACAACAAAAGGAUCCUGCACAAGACCAAAGGCAAAAGGUUCACUUACAAGUUCAACUUCAGCAAGCUCAUUGUAGUCAACUAUCCUGCAUGGGAGGUGCAGGCACCAUCCUUCCCCUGCCUGCUGCUGGGGGCCCCUGCCCAGUGUCGACCAACUCUUGUGCCCAUGGGUAUGCAGAGUGAGCUCCUGCCCAGCAUGCUGUUCACUCAUCAGGCCAUUGCAGAGCAGCUGGCCAGACAGCGGACCCCCCAGAAGUCCCCAGAUGUCUCUGAGGAAAAGAAGGGGAGCAGCAGCAGUCACUACCGACUCGGCUCUGCCCCCAGUUCCUCCUGGCUGAGGACAUGCUGCCAUCUCGGGGGCCUCCAAACCCAGCUGCCCAGUUUCGCCUCCUUCGUCCCUGCCCUCUCACCUCUUCCCUCCCCCUGGGCCCGCGUGUCAGGGUCCUUGCUGCCUCCUCUUCCUGCAGAACAACAGCUCCUCCAAGCCCGCCACCCUGCUUCGAGUGCCUGGGUGUCCCCCAGGGCCCCAGCAAGCUCCAGGGCUCCCCUUGAUGGCCAGGCUGGGACAAGGUAUGGAUGAGAGCCUUCUGGUGCCAUUGCUCAGGUCUGGGGGGCUGGAGGGUAAGCCUGACCAAUGGUUGGGGUAAAAGGGUAUCUGGAACCCAGGGAGACCUUAUGUCCAGAGGUUCAGACUGGAACUUGUGGAGAGCCCUGUGUCCCCCACCCUGGAUCCUCCUUAGCUGGAGCAGAAGAUGGAGGGGCCUCCAAACUCCAUCCCCU
This is a messenger RNA of Cavia porcellus (domestic guinea pig), 1369 nucleotides long. It is a transcript of the gene Etv3l, whose product is annotated as ETS variant transcription factor 3 like. Gene Ontology annotation, biological process: regulation of transcription by RNA polymerase II; cell differentiation. The transcript has 6 exons. Gene Ontology annotation, cellular component: nucleus. Gene Ontology annotation, molecular function: DNA-binding transcription factor activity, RNA polymerase II-specific; sequence-specific DNA binding. NCBI's taxonomy places the organism in Eukaryota, Metazoa, Chordata, Mammalia, Rodentia, Caviidae. The coding region runs from base 330 to 1169 and encodes 279 amino acids. The record is from RefSeq and is a predicted model, not a curated record.